This is a messenger RNA of Daucus carota subsp. sativus, 2166 nucleotides long. RefSeq lists its product as uncharacterized. NCBI's taxonomy places the organism in Eukaryota, Viridiplantae, Streptophyta, Magnoliopsida, Apiales, Apiaceae. Bases 1073 to 1921 code for a protein of 282 amino acids. The record is from RefSeq and is a predicted model, not a curated record. The transcript is spliced from 2 exons.
GAAAAUAAUAAGCAAUAGCUAAAUCGCUUUCAAGACAGGUGUGAACAUUUUGAUUUCUUGUGAAUGUUUACAUGUUAAUCAUCUCUUUAAUUAGUAUUAUAUCUCUAAUCAUCACCAGUAAUAUUAAUUAAGUUGAAGCCACGACUAAGAAUCAAAUGGGGAAUGCUUAGUUUUGAUGCCUUCUUAACGGCCUUAGAUGCUCAAACAGUCACUUUCUCUCAAAAUUUUAUAUUAUGUAGGCGACUAAGCAUCCUGAUUCAUUUAUAAAUAUUGUUCCCUUUAUCAGCAACCCAAAUUCAUAUAAUUAGGCAUUUGGUCAUUAUCACGGAGCUAAUCGUUAAUGGAAGUCCACUAAUACUAACUAUUUACCACGCCUCCCUGCCACGAUUUUCGAAUAAAAAACUUUAAAGCCGAACAUAUUUAACAUGUCCGACUCUAAUUAAACUCGUUAAAGAGUGAAAUGUACGCAGAUUUUAUCUCUAACUUGUCGUAGCUUCUUAUCUAAAUGACACAGUUUAUAUGAUAUAUCGAAUAACUUUGCUAGAUCAUACCUGGGACAAUUAUUGUUUCAUGGUUCAAAGCCGUGAGAGUCUAUGUCAGCAUUUUUCGACUUGUUUAAUGCUUUUAAAUGCUAAUCACUCAUCUGGUGCAAGAUUAUAAAAUGUUACUCAGCUCCUCUUGCUCUUAAGAAUUUGUUUGUUACGUUUGUUGAACUUAUUUUCUUUCUGUAACAAAUAUUGGUUAAGCAUUAUGGGAAGAAGUACAGAAGAAGAGAUAGUUCUUGAUGGAGAAUCCCAGGAUGUGAUAGAAGCUGACCUUGGAGAACAAUUACUUGCUUCGAUUCCGAAAUCACCAAACCAUAGCAGACCUACCAGCAUGGUUAUGAAGGCAAGUUAAGUUGCGAUAUCUGAAGUUAGUCGAUACUAAUUUUUCGCUGUUUUCUGAUAAAUAUUUGGUGUGUUUCCUGUAACAGAAAGCACACACUGUGUUUCCAGCUCACUUGAUAGCUGAAGCGAUUUCAACUCUGCACAACCUUGAUUUGAGAUGGUCUGGACCGAUCACACCUAAUGAAAUGCAAUAUGUACAACAAUAUAUAUUUGCCAAGUAUCCAGAGUAUUGCAAUGGUCUUGUAGACGAUCAUGGAGACAACAGGAUUGAUCUUUCUAGUCUUUGUAUCAACGACGAAUCAUCUGAUUCCACGUCUGAUGAUAAGCGAAUUACUCCCAGAGGCAGUGGGACUAAAGAGUCAACUUCCCCUUCUUUCACAAGUAAUUCAACUUCUGAUUUGGACAGAACUCAGCUGGAGCCUUCCAAGUUGCUUGAGAUUCUGAAGGAAAAGACGUCGUUUCUUGGUAAUUUCAUUUCAAUUCCGGAGAUACAGGUCAGAAACAGAGCUCUGCAGCAUUGUGGGUUGAUUGAAGAUGAUUAUUUAGUCCUUUUUGCGACUAGUUUUAGAGAAGCUAUGAUGAUGGUUGGUGAAUCAUACCCCUUCUAUCGAGGGAACUACUAUUUAACAAUUAUUGGUGAAGAAAACGAUUGCAUAAGAGAAUUCGUGACGUAUAAAGACUCCAAGGUAAUUGCUGCACCAGAAACAUGGCUGGAUUUGAGAAUUAAAGGAUCACAACUCAGUCAGUACUUCAGAAGAAAGAGUAAGAUUUGUCCAAAGGGCUUGUUCGCGUAUCCUGCUGAUGUGAAUGGAACGCGUUAUUCCAUGCAUUGGAUCUCGGAAGCUCACAGGAACUCUUGGCAUGUUUUACUUGAUGCAACUGGACUGGAUGUCGGGAAGGAACGUCUCAACUUAGCACUCCACAGGCCAGAUUUCGUGAUGUGCACAGUUGAUAAUACGCAUGCUCAGCCUUCUAAAAUUACCUGUCUUUUGGUCAGGAGGAGAUCAUUCGAUACAACAUCGCCUUCAUCUUAACUGAUAUAAGGCUGAGAAAUAAUCUUUCAAGUCAUCGUGAUUACGAGUAAGUAGAGCCUGGGAACUAAAUUCGAGUACCACAAUAAGAAUAAAACAGUCCGGCUUUGUUUGAAGUAUGCAGUGUUUCCUCUUUUGUUACUUCAGAAUGUAAGCUUGUGCUUAACAAAAUCUUAUCAUCCUUUUUUUUGUCUAAGAAUUGUGAUUAUUGUAAAGAUUGUUGAUUUAAUUAGACGCUGUUAUAAUUA